AUGUCGUCGGACGAGAUUGUGUGGCAGGUGAUCAACCAGCAAUUCUGCUCGUUCAAGUUAAAGCUGAGCAGCAAAGACCAAACAUUUUGUCGGAACGAGUAUAACCUGACGGGCUUCUGCAACCGGCAGUCCUGCCCCCUCGCCAAUUCCCGCUAUGCCACCGUCCGACCAGAUCCCCAGACAGGGGCGCUCUGCCUGUUCAUCAAGACCCCCGAACGCAAUCACCUGCCGUCGAAGUGGUGGGAAAAGAUCCGGCUGCCCAACAAUUACGAGAAGGCGCUGCUGGCUCUCGACGAGAAACUGCAAUAUUGGCCUAAAUUCUACAUCCACAAGUGCAAACAGAGGCUCACGCGGUUGACGCAAGUGAAGAUUCGCCAGAGGAACAUCGCUAAGGAGGAGGUGCGACUGGGUGAGAAGAAUGUCAGUCGACUGGCUCCCAAGGUCCGUCGGAGGGAAGAGACCCGCGAGCGGAAAGCAGAGAGUGCGGCCAAGGUGGAGAGGGAGAUCGAACGGGAACUCAUGGAGCGGCUAACGAGCGGCGCCUACGGUGACCGGCCCCUCAAUAUCGAGGAGGGGCUGUGGAGAAAGGUGCUGAGAGGCCUCGAGAGGAAAGAGAAAGGUGAAGAGCUGCUGGAUGACGAGUUGGAAGAGGACGAGAAUGGGGAAGAAAUCGAGGCCGAGGUGGAGUAUGUUUCCGAUUUGGAGGAGAGCGAGGACGAACUGGAGCAGGAGAUGGAGGACUUUGACGACUGGCUCGGUGGAGAGAGUCCAGACGAGGAAGAUCUCACCGAAGAGUCUGGAGAAGACGAAGACGAAAGUGAAGGCAGCGACGAGGAUGAAGGCGAAGACGCAGGGGGAAAGAAGAGGAAGCGACAUACGCGGCAACCAUCAAAGCCACAGAAGAAGCCUCGUGGCCGAGUGGAGAUUGAGUAUGAGACCGAGCUGCCAUUGAAGGAGACGGUACUGGCUUAG
Molecule: messenger RNA, 972 nt
Organism: Fonsecaea erecta
Lineage: Eukaryota; Fungi; Ascomycota; Eurotiomycetes; Chaetothyriales; Herpotrichiellaceae
Exons: 2
Coding region: 1-972 (323 amino acids)
Biological process (GO): maturation of LSU-rRNA; maturation of 5.8S rRNA
Cellular component (GO): nucleolus; preribosome, large subunit precursor
Source: RefSeq, a predicted model, not a curated record